AUGAACUUGAAGAAUCUUCUCGGCGGCUUGAAAGCUAGAAACUGCAAGGUACCGGCGGUGGUGCCCCGCAACGCGUCGCUUGCUGUUCACGCCACACCGACCGCGACGGAGGACAACACCUUCGACGCGCUGGUCGACAGACUACGUAUCCCGCAGAGUGCGUUGGGGAAUACCAGCCAGGUCUCUUCGAGAAGAUCACUAACUACCAACCUUGCGACGGGAGGCUGCGUGGAGCAGCCUGUGCUGUUCCAGCCUAAGCCUCGCCGCUGGGAUGCAAACCCACAUUGGAUCAAUGACACAGCCUUUGACAAGGCACUCUUCCCCGUUGCCAAACCCGCCGCCGACAUCGUUGACUUCGCCGCACAUCCCGCCCUUUACCCGGUCACCCAGAGACUCUAUUCUCAGGUCAUCUGGUACCGCAUUGAGGUGGCUGACUGGCCGCCUUUCCGUUCCACCCCGCGCUUCGACCCCUUCGAGGACGAUCAAGGCGACGAUAGGCCCAAUGCUCCGAGCCACACCAUGUCCCUCAAGUCGGCCGAGCUCUCUCCCGUGUCGUCGAGCGACGAAUUGCCUGCCGUCACCACCCCAAUUGAUGAGGUCCCGCCAUCCGCUUGCGGGUUGGACGACGAGUGCGUCAGGAAUUCUACCACUGCAAUGGUGGCACGGCCACAUAGGAGGUAUGGACGACUGAUGGGGCCGCGACCGAGACCAGAGACCCGCGGCGAGCGGGACCGUCGUUUGGCCGCCGCAGGCCCCCCUCCAGGCCUUCCGCCUCCGCGCAUGACGGCACCGGCGACCUCCGACUCCAACUCCCUCGCAUUCCUAACAGAGACCCACGAGGAGCGGACUCACCGACUGAAAGACGUCGGGCCGCCUCCAGGUCUCCCGCCUCCCCGCAGGAGCGUCGUGACGGCACGGUUUGCGUCAGCUGGCGAGACGCGCGAGGACAGAGAACGCCGACUCGCUGAUGUAGGCCCGCCUCCGGGUCUGCCACCUCCGCGCAUAAGGGCGGCGACGACGCUCGAAUUCGCCUCGGUCGGAAUGGUAUCGAAGAUCCCUGAGGAGCGGGCUCUUCGCCUGAAGGAUGUCGGUCCUCCUCCCGGUCUCCCGACUCCCGGUCUCCCGACUCCCGGCAGACGUAUCGCGACGAAGGCGAGAUCUGCGGCAGGCCAAGAGACUCCCGAGCAGCGUGCCCGUCGUCUGAAAGAUAUUGCUCCCCCUCCAGGUUUGCCUCCUCCACGUACAAGAGAGCAAGUGGUCUCGGAGUUCGGCGUCGGCGGGGGCGGUAGCGCGACCCACAACACGAUGAACUUGAAGAAUCUUCUCGGCGGCUUGAAAGCCAAACAGGGCAAGGUACCGGCGGUGGUGCCGCGCGACGCGUCGCUCGCUGUUGACGCCACACCGACCGCGACGGAGGACAACACCUUCGACGCGCUGGUCGAUAGACUACGUAUCCCGCAAAGCGAAUUAGGGAAUACCAGCCAGGUCUCUUCGUCAAGAGUACUAAUUACCAACCUCGCUAUGGAAGGCUGCGUAGAGCAGCCUACGCUAUUCCACCCUAAGCCUCACGGCUGCGAUGCACAUCCGCCUUGGGUCAAUGACACGCACUUCGACCCGGCACUCUUUCCCAUUGCCAAACCGGCUGCUGCAACUCUUGACUUCGCCGAACAGCCCAGUCUCUACCCCAUUACCCAAAAGCUCUAUUCCCAGGUCAUCUGGUAUCGUAUCGAGGCGGCCAACUGGCCCCCCUUCCGGUCCACCCCGGUCUUUGACCCCUUCGGAGACAACAAAGACAACGACGUGCCCGAUGCUCCGAGCGACACCGCGUCCCCCGAGUCCGCCGAUCCCUCGCCCGCGUCGUCGAGCGAUGAGUUGCCCAGAGUAUCCACGCCAGCCGACGAGGUCUCGCCUUUAUCUGUUUGCGGCCAUGACGCGCACGGUCGGCCACGGCUAAAUAAUGCAUGCCCAGUGACGCCCGGGAAUGCUCCUGAGUAUGCGAGCAAGCCCACGACUGCAGCGGUAGCACGGCUGCAGCAGAGCUACGGACGUCCGAAGGGGCCACGGCCGAGACCAAAGACCCGCGGCGAGCGCGAACGCCGUUUGGCCGCCGCAGGCCCCCCUCCAGGCCUUCCGCCUCCGCGCAAAAGCGCACCGAUGAUCUCCGACUUCAACUCCCUCGCAAUCCUAUCAGAAACGCGCGAGGAGCGGGCUCGCCGACUCAAAGACGUCGGGCCGCCUCCGGGUCUCCCGCCCCCGCGCAGAGCGGGAUUUGCACCGGUUGCUGAGACACGCGAGGAGAGAAAACGCCGCCUCGCUGCUAUCGCCCCGCCUCCGGGUCUGCCACCUCCGCGCAUAAGGGCGGCGACGACGCUCGAAUUCGCCUCGGUCGGAAUGGUAUCGAAGACCCGUGACGAGCGGGCUGUUCGCCUGAAGGAUGUCAGUCCUCCUCCCGGUCUCCCGACUCCCGGCAGACGUAUCGCGAUCAACGCGAGAUCCGCGGCAGGCCAAGAGACCCCCGAGCAGCGUGCCCGUCGUCUGAAAGAUAUUGGUCCCCCUCCAGGUUUGCCUCCUCCGCGUACAAGAGAGCAGGUGGUCUCGGAGUUCGGCGUCGGCGGGGGCGGUAGCGCGACGUGCGUAAGGAGACGAGGGGCGAUAUCGAGUUAUCACUAG
Messenger RNA from Gloeophyllum trabeum ATCC 11539, 2670 nucleotides. RefSeq lists its product as uncharacterized. The record is from RefSeq and is a predicted model, not a curated record. The transcript has 4 exons. The coding region runs from base 1 to 2670 and encodes 889 amino acids. Lineage: Eukaryota; Fungi; Basidiomycota; Agaricomycetes; Gloeophyllales; Gloeophyllaceae.